Molecule: messenger RNA, 522 nt
Organism: Alternaria atra
Lineage: Eukaryota; Fungi; Ascomycota; Dothideomycetes; Pleosporales; Pleosporaceae
Exons: 3
Coding region: 1-522 (173 amino acids)
Biological process (GO): translation
Cellular component (GO): cytosolic small ribosomal subunit; ribosome
Molecular function (GO): structural constituent of ribosome
Source: RefSeq, a predicted model, not a curated record
AUGGUAUGUGACCCUUCGUUCCUGGUCCAGGUCGAGCUGCAUCGUCUCUGGCGCAAGGAGAACGACACAUCGGACGGAGAAGACGAUACCAAGUCCCAAGUCAGCGCGGCCGCCGAGGUCGAGGUCUCUGCCGAUGCUUCCGGCGGUAAGGGCCAGAUGAGCGUCCUUGAGGCUCUCAAGGGUGUUCUCAAGCUCUCCCUCAUCCACGACGGACUUGCCCGUGGUCUGCGCGAGGCCUCCAAGGCCCUCGACCGUCGUGAGGCGCACAUGUGCGUUCUCAACGAGGCCUGCGAGGAGGAGGCAUACAAGAAGCUCGUCGUUGCCCUGUGCUCCGAGCACAAGAUCCCCCUUAUCAAGGUUCCCGAUGGCAAGCAGCUCGGCGAGUGGGCUGGUCUCUGCCAGAUCGACCGCGAAGGCAACCCCCGCAAGGUCGUCAACUGCUCUUGCGUCGUCGUCAAGGACUGGGGUGAGGAGUCCCAGGAGCGCAGCAUCCUCCUCAACUACUUCCAGACCGAGCAGUAA